AGCAAAGCCAGGAUCAUCUGCGCGCCAGGGCCGCUCCGCGCAGACCGACGAUCUUCCUUCUUGCAGCCGCUGCUUAGCCGGGCGCCAGGAUGGCCGUUCCUCUGACCGACAGCGAGAAAAGGAAGCAGAUCAGCGUGCGGGGCAUCGCCGGCUUGGGCGAUGUGGCCGAGAUCCGCAAGAGCUUCAACCGGCAUCUCCAUUUCACCCUGGUGAAAGACAGGAACGUGGCCACCCCGCGGGACUAUUAUUUCGCCCUGGCGCACACCGUCCGGGAUCACUUGGUGGGGAGGUGGAUCCGGACCCAGCAGUAUUACUACGAGAAAGACCCCAAGCGUAUUUAUUACCUGUCCUUGGAAUUCUACAUGGGCCGAACACUUCAGAACACGAUGGUAAACCUGGGCCUGCAGAACGCCUGCGACGAAGCCAUUUACCAGCUCGGGCUGGACCUGGAAGAGCUAGAGGAGAUCGAGGAAGACGCUGGCCUAGGCAACGGAGGGCUGGGGCGUCUGGCAGCUUGCUUUCUUGACUCCAUGGCAACACUAGGACUUGCAGCCUACGGUUAUGGAAUCCGCUACGAAUUUGGCAUUUUUAAUCAGAAGAUUGUUGAUGGAUGGCAGGUGGAAGAAGCUGACGAUUGGCUGCGUUAUGGCAAUCCUUGGGAGAAAGCCCGCCCAGAGUACAUGCUUCCUGUGCACUUCUAUGGCCGGGUAGACCACACUCCCGACGGCAUUAAGUGGGUUGAUACUCAGGUGGUCCUUGCCAUGCCUUACGAUACGCCGGUCCCAGGAUACAAGAACAACACAGUCAACACCAUGAGAUUGUGGUCAGCCAAAGCACCCAAUGAUUUCAAUCUUGAAGAGUUUAAUAUAGGUGAUUAUAUCGAGGCUGUGUUGGAUAGAAACUUGGCAGAAAACAUCUCCAGAGUAUUAUAUCCAAAUGAUAAUUUCUUUGAAGGGAAAGAGCUGCGUUUGAAGCAGGAGUACUUCGUGGUAGCCGCCACUCUCCAGGAUAUCAUACGACGAUUCAAGUCUUCCAAAUUCGGAUGUCGUGACCCCGUCAGGACCUGCUUUGAGACAUUCCCCGAUAAGGUUGCCAUUCAGCUCAAUGACACUCACCCAGCCCUCUCAAUUCCGGAGCUCAUGAGGAUCCUUGUUGAUGUUGAAAAAAUGGAAUGGGACAAGGCCUGGGAAAUCACAAAGCGCACAUGCGCCUACACCAACCACACGGUGCUACCUGAAGCUCUGGAGCGCUGGCCCAUCUCUAUGUUCGAGAAACUCCUGCCAAGGCACCUGGAGAUCAUUUACGCCAUCAACCAAAAGCAUCUGGAUCAUGUGGCUGCCCUCUUUCCCGGAGACAUUGACCGCCUUCGAAGGAUGUCCGUGAUCGAGGAAGGCGACUGCAAGAGGAUCAAUAUGGCCCAUCUGUGUGUCAUUGGCUCUCAUGCGGUCAACGGAGUGGCCCAGAUUCACUCCGAGAUCGUGAAGAAUUCCGUAUUCAAAGAUUUCUAUGAGAUCGAGCCGGAGAAAUUUCAGAACAAGACGAACGGCAUCACCCCGAGGCGAUGGCUCCUGCUUUGCAACCCGGGACUCUCUGAUGUCAUUGUGGAGAGAAUUGGGGAAGGGUUUCUAACUGAUCUGAGCCAACUAAAGAAGCUGCUGGAUUUCGUCAACGAUGAGUCCUUUAUCAGAGAUGUAGCCAAAGUUAAACAGGAGAACAAGCUGAAGUUCUCAGCCCUCUUGGAAGAACAGUACAAGGUGAAGAUCAACCCUUCCUCGAUGUUUGAUGUGCAUGUCAAGAGAAUUCAUGAAUACAAGAGACAGCUCCUCAAUUGCCUGCAUAUCAUCACACUCUAUAACCGCAUCAGGAAAGACCCCAAAAAAUCCUACGUGCCAAGAACAGUUAUGAUUGGAGGAAAGGCUGCUCCUGGCUAUCACAUGGCCAAAAUGAUUAUCAAACUCAUCACAUCCAUCGGGGAUGUCGUCAACAAUGACCCUUAUGUAGGGGACAGGCUGAAAGUCAUCUUCUUGGAGAACUACAGAGUGUCCUUUGCGGAGAAAGUGAUUCCUGCUGCAGAUCUGUCUGAACAGAUCUCCACGGCUGGGACGGAGGCCUCAGGGACUGGAAACAUGAAAUUCAUGCUGAAUGGAGCCCUCACCAUUGGGACCAUGGAUGGUGCUAACGUGGAGAUGGCUGAGGAAGCCGGAGAGAAUAAUCUAUUCAUUUUUGGCAUGAGGGUGGAUGACGUCGAGGCGAUGGAUAAGAAAGGAUACAAUGCCAAAGGAUACUAUGACAGGAUUCCAGAGCUCAAGCAAGUUAUGGAUCAAAUUAGUGGUGGCUUCUUCUCACCAGACGAUCCAGGGUGCUUCCGAGAUAUCGUCAACAUGUUGAUGUAUCACGACAGGUUUAAGGUAUUUGCUGAUUAUGAAGCCUACAUCAAAUGUCAAGGGCAAGUAGACCAGCUGUACAUGAAUCCCAGGGAGUGGACUAAAAAGGUCAUCAAGAACAUUGCCUGUUCUGGCAAGUUUUCCAGCGACAGGACAAUCACCGAGUAUGCCAGAGAGAUCUGGGGAGUGGAGCCUUCAGCUGUGAAGAUCCCCCCGCCCAACAUACCCAGGGAGUAAAUCCACCACCUCAAGAGGUGCAUGCAAGUGCCCUGGCCACUGAGGCAUUCCUGCUUCCCAAUGAAUUUUCCACAGAUGAAUUCAAACGUGCAUCUUACCACCCGUCAGUCGUCUCAUAUUUAUAAAGACAUUGGUGGUUACUUGAAAUGGAGGCAGCUGGUGCUCUAAAUGACGAUAAGAAAGAGUUGACCAAAACCUUGUUGACCAUGAUACAUUUCAAGACCUAAAGCCGUAAGCUCAAGCAAGAAAGUGAGAUAAGGCCAUUCUCGUCUGUUAAAUCUCCUACUUAACCAAUGCAGUUAUGUGCAUGCUCUAUAUGUUGAGAGGGUGCUCCAGUUUCCUAGCCUUUUGUUCCUAUACCAGUCUCCCCUGUAUAGUUAAUUAGAAGAUGCCUGUGUCUGUUUGGGGGCAAGGGAAAACAGCAAAGCCAGGAGUUGGAUGCGGUGGAGAUCUUGGUUGUGGUUUUUUUAAAAAAAUGAAUUAACAGGUGCUGCCUUUUCCCAUUGCAAACAAUCCCUGCGCAUGAGCUGAAAAAUCAGAGUAGUUCCCCCACCCAAGAACAUUAAAAGAAAUGGAUAGAUAUGUGCAAACAGUUGGAAAUGGGGACACACAAGCAGCAGCAUGGGGGGUUAGUAAGGACUAAUGGUGCUAAGAAUGUAUUGCUGUCAUCUUCAUAAGACAGGCCUGCUCAACAUGUGACUCCUUGAGCCAGUGGUGGGGAACCUAUGGCACUCCAGAUGUUUGUUGGACUUCAGUUCCCAUCAUACCCGACCAGUGGCCAAACUGUCUAGGGCUGAUGGGAGUUGAAGUCUAACAACAUCUGGAAGGUCACAGGUUCCCCACACCUGUCUUAAGCCAAACAGUCUACCUGUCUUCUAGGGACUUGCCUCCUGGUACACCU
This is a messenger RNA of Elgaria multicarinata webbii, 3522 nucleotides long. RefSeq names its product glycogen phosphorylase B (gene PYGB). The record is from RefSeq and is a predicted model, not a curated record. Bases 90 to 2621 code for a protein of 843 amino acids. Gene Ontology annotation, molecular function: pyridoxal phosphate binding; glycogen phosphorylase activity. Lineage: Eukaryota; Metazoa; Chordata; Lepidosauria; Squamata; Anguidae. Gene Ontology annotation, biological process: glycogen catabolic process. The transcript is spliced from 20 exons. Gene Ontology annotation, cellular component: cytoplasm.